Messenger RNA from Neurospora hispaniola, 1178 nucleotides. RefSeq lists its product as uncharacterized. NCBI's taxonomy places the organism in Eukaryota, Fungi, Ascomycota, Sordariomycetes, Sordariales, Sordariaceae. Bases 330 to 1160 code for a protein of 276 amino acids. The transcript has 2 exons. The record is from RefSeq and is a predicted model, not a curated record.
GGUGAUGCGGCCGCAAAUCCGCUCCGGCCCGCUCCGGGAUAUUGCAACCGCGGAGUCCGGAGGUAAGACAAGAGAUUUUAUUGGAUAAAAGGAGAUAAGGCACGAUUCUCGAUACGGCUUCGGGCUUAUGUCAGAAUCAAGGAGCGACGACGAUGGGGCAAUGCCAGGCAGUGCUAGAUAGCAUCAUUUCCCGUCAGCCGCUUCAGAGUUGCCGGCAAUGAUAUAUAGCUCGAUGGUUCUUUCCCAUCCGUCCUUUGAACCCUCUGUUUCCUCUCCCUUGUCCUUCUUAACCCAUUGCAUUGCAAGCACACCAAAAUCACCAAUCCAUCAUGCAUCUAAUCCUCACUGGCGCCACCGGCCUCGUAGGCUCCGCCGUCCUAGACGCCAUGAUCAAGACCAAAGAUAUCACCAAGAUCUCCAUCAUCAGCCGACGACCCGUCAAGAUGGCCGAAGACGCCAAGGACCCGCGCAUCAACGUCAUUCUUCACAAGGAUUUCGAGAAGUACGACAGUGAGCUCCUCAACCAGCUCCAGGGUGCAACGGGAUGUGUUUGGGCGCUGGGAAUCAGUCAGAAUGCCGUUGGCAAGGAGGAAUACGUCAAAAUCACCAAAGACUUUCCCCUCGCCGCCGCCGCCUCUUUCCAGACCCUUUCCCCUUCUUCUUCUUCUUCCUCUCCCGACCAAAAUAAGGAACCCUUCCGCUUCAUCUACGUCUCCGGCGAAGGCACCACCACCACCCCUCUCUCCUCCAAACCCCUCAUAUCAAGACUCACCACCCCCUGGUUCGCCAUCAUCAAAGGCCAAGCCGAACUCGCCCUCUCCCAGCUUUCUAGUCCCACCUUCCUACCCUUUUCUAUGCGCCCCGCCUUCAUCGACGCGGCCGCCCACCCGGCGAUCCACCCGUACAUCCCCAAAGUGUUCGGCCUUUAUACUUUGAGCAACUGUGUUUUGGGACCGCCCAUCCGAGUGGGGUACAAGAAGAUGUGGAGUCCUACGGAACAUUUGGGAAAGUUCUUGGUGGAGAUGGCAAUGGGGAAGUGGGAUAAGACGAUCAAGAAGGAGGCGGAGGCUUCGAAUGGAAAAGGGUUUGAGAAGUUGGAAGGGGGUAGUGUGGUGGUGGGGAAUGAAGGGUGGAGGAGGAUUGCUUCGUUGGAGGGGUAGGUGCCUCUAGGGAGGUAU